Molecule: messenger RNA, 1680 nt
Organism: Microdochium trichocladiopsis
Lineage: Eukaryota; Fungi; Ascomycota; Sordariomycetes; Xylariales; Microdochiaceae
Product: gaba permease
Exons: 2
Coding region: 1-1680 (559 amino acids)
Biological process (GO): transmembrane transport; amino acid transport
Cellular component (GO): membrane
Molecular function (GO): transmembrane transporter activity
Source: RefSeq, a predicted model, not a curated record
AUGGAAGCAUCCAACGGCUCCGGCAGCCGACGCCCCCGCACGAGCAUCAACGAGAAUGACUCGGCCGCCCUGGCGCGCCUUGGCGUCCAGCAGGAGCUGGAACGCAACUUCUCGACGGUGUCGAUGCUCGGGCUGGCCUUUGCCAUUCUCAACAGCUGGACGGCCCUCUCGGCCUCAUUGUCCUUGGCCCUGCCAUCGGGCGGGCCCAGCGCCGUCCUGUGGGGGCUCAUUGUCGCUGGCGUCUGCAACCUCUGCCUGGCGGCCUCGCUGGCCGAGUUCCUGUCCGCCUACCCGACUGCGGGCGGGCAGUAUCACUGGGCCGCCAUCGUGGCCUGGCCGGCUGCCGCGCGCGCCGCGGGCUUCGUCACCGGCUGGAUCAACGUCGCCGCCUGGGUGUGCCUGACCGCGACCGGCGGCCUGCUGGGCAGCCAGCUCGUCGUGGGCGCCAUCGCCCUUGUGCACCCGGACUAUGUGGCCGCGCCCUGGCACCAGUUCCUCAUCUACAUCGCCUACACGCUCGCGGCGCUGCUCAUCAACGCCACGGCGUCUCGUCUACUCCCCGCCUUCACCAAGGCCGCCUUCUUCUGGUCGCUGGCCGGCUUCGCCAUCAUCAGCAUCACCGUGCUGGCGUGCGCGCCGGUCCGUGGUAGCGGCUUCCGCAGCGGCGCCUUCGUGUACGGCGCCUUCAUCAACACCACUGGGUGGCCCGACGGCCUCGCGUGGCUGCUGGGCCUGCUGCAGGGUGCUUUUGCGCUCACGGGCUUCGACGCCACCAUCCACAUGAUCGAGGAGUUGCCAAGCCCGCAGCGGGACGGCCCGCGCAUCAUGCUGUGGUGCAUCGGCAUCGGCAUGUUCACGGGUUGGGUGUUCCUGAGCUGCCUCCUCUUUGUCGUCGACGACGUCGACAACGCCAUCGCCUCAUCGGCCGGCCCGCUCCUGUACAUCCUGCAUGCCGCGACGGACAGCACGGCCGGCGCCAUCUGCCUGCUGAUGUUCCCGCUGGUGUGCAUGCUAUUCACAACCACGUCCAUCAUGGCCACGUCGAGCCGCAUGAGCAUGGCCUUUGCGCGAGAUCGCGGCCUGCCGUUCAGCAGGCUAUUUGCCAAAGUGAACCGCCACCUGGGCGUUCCGUUGUACGCCCUGCUGUGGACCACAGCAUGGGUCAUCAUCUUUGGCUGUGUCUUUCUCGGGUCUUCUGACGCCUUCAAUGCCAUCGUCUCGGCAAGCGUUGUGGCAUUGGGAGUCACGUAUGCUAUCCCGCCGACGAUCAACUGCCUGAGACGACGACGGAUGCUCCCAGAGACUCGACCUUUCAAGCUGAAUGGUUGGGUAGGCUGGACGGUCAACCUGGUUGGAAUCGCCUGGACAGCUCUGACUACCGUUCUCUUCGUCUUUCCUGCCGAGAUCCCCGUGACGUCCACAAACAUGAACUACUGCGUGGUUGCAUUCGGCGUCAUUCUCAUCAUAGCAGUUGUCCAAUGGAUCAUUGAUGGGAGGAAGAACUACAAGGGCCCGCAAGUCGACAUCGAUGCUAUGAAUCAGGGGGAGAUUGUCGGCGCCACUGGAGCCACCCUCACACUGCCCGGGAGCGCCCAGGCUGCUGCUAAUGGCAGUGCAUUGGACGUGCAUUCGAAGGACUCGGGCACUGAAGAUCCGCCUGCGGAGAGACAGCAGGCCUGA